This is a messenger RNA of Polyodon spathula (Mississippi paddlefish), 4601 nucleotides long. RefSeq names its product HHIP-like protein 1. The transcript has 9 exons. The record is from RefSeq and is a predicted model, not a curated record. Gene Ontology annotation, cellular component: membrane. Bases 1180 to 3708 code for a protein of 842 amino acids. NCBI's taxonomy places the organism in Eukaryota, Metazoa, Chordata, Actinopteri, Acipenseriformes, Polyodontidae.
UCAAUUCCAAAUUCCUGUUUUUAAAAUUCAAUUUGACUUAAACUUGCACACAUAUUUAUGCAAUGGCGACUGACUUCAAUUUCACAAGGUAACGUCGAUGUAAACCAAAGUAACGUCUUGUGUAAAAACAAAUUGGUCAUGCAUGCAACCUUGAAGUCUUUCAGUAAGUCGUGCAAACAUAGCCCAGAGUACACCCAGGGAAAUCUGGGGAGCUUAAAGCAACAUUAACAACAGAUCAUGUGGGUGGGAGAACAUUAAAACUUCAUGUUUAAAAUGGGUAGGACGUAAGGUGGUUGACAGUGGAUACACUAUAUGUCAAGUUGUCCAAAGUUAAUGCCUUCCUCUGUGUUACACCAAAACAUCCAGGCUUGGUUUCUUAGUUUAAGACCAGGGGUGCGCAAUCACAGUCCUGGAGGGCCAUUCCACUCCACGUAAUUUGCACAGGGUCACGCACAGCGAGUCAGUGGCUGAGCUGGAAUUGCACCAGUAACCUUCUGGUAACCAGCUGGACCACCAAGCCUCCUCAUUCAAGGGUUCAUCAGUUCUGACUCAAAAGGAACAAUAAAACAAAAACCUGUGGCGGUUUUCAAACUGAAACUCUUUGCUAUCUUGUGGUAAUCAGGCAUAUCAUUGCCCUAUUCCCACAGGAAAGGGCUUCUGUCCAGAAUAAGGAGCUCUCAAGACACGACUCUGUGUAAGCCUACCAAAGUACUUUAGUUCCCAAGAACAAUGGGGUUUUUUUAAGAGGGAAAUUGAGAAUCUGCAGGAAAGGGCAAAAUAUCCACCUCAGACAUCUGUUUCCUUUUACAGCAGUAGAAAAUGAAAGACUUUUUAAAAAAUCAAAUACAGAACUUGCAUCAGUAUUUAGUACUUUUAAAUAAGUUCUUCCUCUCAACCACCCGCUGUGCUACCACACUGGUAACUUCACAACCAUUGUUGCAUUUAUAUACAAAGAAAACAAAAUAGCCCAGAAUAGAAUCAAAUACAGUGAGAAUGCAGCAUGUUGAUGUUUUAAUGGACAUGAAAGUACUGAAGCAGCAUUGCUACAAUUUAGCCGGCUUUGAAGUCAAAUGUAUUUUUGCAAGAGAUUUUAUUUUUGCUCUGAUCUUUACCUUGCUGUCUCACCCAGUCACAAAGUUUCUUGGCAGUUGAAUCCCAGUAGUCGACUGUGCCCGUGCUAUGCGAUGCCCUGAAGUCGCUGUACCUAAAAGAGUUCACCUGACAGAAUGCUCCCCAUAUGCUGCCCACUUAUAUGACGCCGAGGACGCGAACACUCCUAUUCGAGAACUGCCCGGGCUGUGCGCGGAAUACUGCACUGAUUUCUGGCAUCGCUGCCGCUCAACCUUGAGCCUUCUCACGGAGGACGACGACACUGUAGCGAUAGAAGGAGACCGGGAUAAAUUCUGCGGCCUGCUGGAACUCAAAGACCGGGAAUACUGCUACCCCAACGUGCUCACAAACGCUGAACUGAACGCCGACCUGGGGGCUGUGCGCGCAGACCCCGAAGGCUGCCUGCAGCUCUGCCUCCAGGAGGUUGCAAACCUCUUGCGGAACCCGGUAGCCAUGGUCCACGCCAACGACGGGACGCACCGGUUCUUCAUCGCGGAACAGCUGGGCUACGUCUGGGCUUACCUGCCCAACGGGUCCCGGAUUGACAAGCCGUUCCUAAACCUGACAAAUGCAGUGCUGACCUCGCCGUGGGCCGGAGACGAGAGGGGGUUCCUCUGCGUCGCCUUCCAUCCGCGCUUCAAGUCCACCGGCAAGGCGUACGUGUAUUACUCGGUCUCCGUGAAGAGAGAGGAGCGGAUUCGCAUUAGCGAGUUCACGCUGUCUGUGGACGAUAUGAACGUGCUGGACCCAGCUUCUGAACGAAUUCUCCUGGAGGUGGUGGAGCCAGCAUCCAACCACAACGGAGGGCAGCUUCUUUUCGGCUACGACGGCUACCUCUACAUCUUCGUCGGGGACGGGGGUAAAGCCGGGGACCCAUUCGGAGAGUUUGGGAACGCUCAGAACAAGUCCUCUCUGCUGGGCAAGGUCCUUCGCGUGGAUGUGGACGAUAACAACGGCGGCCCCCCGUACCGGAUCCCCCCUGACAACCCCUUCGUGAAGGACCCCAGGGCUCGCCCUGAGGUGUACGCGUACGGCGUGCGGAACAUGUGGCGCUGCUCCGUGGACCGGGGGGACCCCCUGACCCGGACCGGCCGGGGGAGACUGCUCUGCGGAGACGUGGGUCAGAACAAAUUCGAGGAGGUGGACAUCAUCACCAAGGGAGGAAACUACGGUUGGAGAGCCAAGGAGGGCUUCUCCUGCUAUGACAAGAAGCUGUGCAGCAACUCCUCGCUCGAUGAUAUCUUGCCCAUUUUCGCGUACCCCCACAAGCUGGGUAAGUCGGUGACCGGAGGCUACGUUUACAGGGGCUGUGAGAUGCCCAACCUGAACGGGCUCUACAUCUUUGGAGAUUUUAUGAGUGGACGUCUGAUGUCUCUGAAAGAAGAUCCCAGUACUGGCGAAUGGCACUACAAUGAGGUCUGCAUGGGGAAAGGCCAGGCGUGCAACUUCCCCAAGACCAUCAACACCUAUUACAAGUACAUCAUCUCGUUUGCUGAGGACGAGGCAGGAGAGCUCUACUUUCUCUCCACUGGCUCCCCCAGUGCAGCAGUGCCAGCUGGGGUGAUGUAUAAAAUAAUCGAUCCUUCAAGGAGAGCACACCCAGGCAAGUGCAGUUUCACAGCAUCUCCUGUCACUGUGAAAGGAAAACUGAGCCACUUCCACCCAAGGGAAAGAUUUGUAAAUCGACGCAAAACUACGACAGCUGCUCCAAAAGCCACUCCGAUCCCGGUCUACACCAAUACGACGAUUAUCAACAGAUUAGUUAUGACGUCUUCUUAUCCCACAGCUGCCACCACAGUAAGAUGGACCCCAACUACUGCUGGCAGACAGGGUACCACCACUGCCAGGCUCAGUGCAGUCCCAACCCCUCCGAUCCACUCCCCAGCCAAAACACCAACCACACAGCGUCCCAGAGUCACCUACCAGCCGAUAACUAGGAAGCCAGAGAAACCCUACCAACCUACCACUCGCCCUGCUCCCAAACAACACCAGACUACCAGCCAAUACCAUUUGCCUGUGGAAACGGAGCAUCUAACAAAGGGCCGACCGACUACGCCAAGGCCCGGUUUACAUGAAUUGACCACCAAGCUCCCUCUGAAGACCCAAAAGCUGAACGUCCUCAACGUUCCCAAGACGAGCGACAAGAGACUCAAGGGUCAUGUGGAAGAAGUGGACGGUUCAGACGGUCAGAAUCGAGUUAACAAGAAAGGCCGUGGCUCGAAGAAGACGAAAGUAAGACAUAGGAGGCUGAAGAACGGGGCGGUGAGACUGGCAAGCGGCGGGGAGAAGCUGCCGGAUCGCGGGAGGGUGGAGAUUCACGUCAAGGGGGAGUGGGGGACCGUUUGCGACGAUCUGUUUGACAGCAAAGCCGGGGCCGUCGUGUGCCGGCAGCUGGGAUACCCGUUUGUCCUCCGUGUGGCCAGAAGAGCAGAAAUGGGCGAGGGCAGCAACCUCAACAUCCUUCUGGACGACGUGAAGUGCGAGGGUACGGAAAAGACGCUGCUGGAGUGCAAGCGAGCCAAACUCGGGGAGCACAACUGCUCCCACAAGGAGGACGUGGGGGUGGUGUGCGGGUACGAUGAAUUCGAGGAGGCGUAAUGGCAUUUCAGGCAGGACUUGUUGAACUUCUUUCUUUUUUUAGGUGCUUUUCUUCUCUUUUAGAAGUCAAUUUGUUACCGUGGACUGCUUUGGAAGGACUCUUGCCAUACUUUCUGUAACUCCCAAGACCGUAUUUGAAAAGUUUUUAUUUCCUACUCCCAAUCAGGGUUGGGGUCGACUUCCUGUUUUUCAAUUCCAAUUCCAUUGAAUUUUUAAAAUCAAUUCCCAUUGCAAUUCCUUCGAAUUGAUAUUUUAGAGAUGGAAUAAUUGUUGUUACUCCUUCCAUUUGAAGCCAAUGUAAUUAACUAACGAACAGUAAUUUCAGUUCUGUUGCCAUUGGGAGAAGCUCAUUUGAUCUGAACACUGCUAAUUGCAAUUUUGAUCAAUGACGUGUUGGAAUCGAUUUUUAAAGGGAAUGGGAAUUGAAAAAAAAACAGGAAUUGACCCCCCCCCCCACCACCACCCCCAACCCUUCGUCUCUCAAUACGGAAACCAGAACAGAAGAAACAGAUAUGUGACGUUCACCCGUGUUCUGUAAGUCAUCUCAGAACAUUCCUGAUGCUCAGUUAAUCAGCUGUUCUGUUCCUUUCACACGUUCUUUUCACGUUUUUCAGUAAAGCUGCACUGCCACCUUGUGUUUUGUUUAGUCAGAAGAAUUUGCUACCUCGUAAAAGGCUACAGCAUCACACCUCUGUGAGAAACUCAGCUCUGUGUAGGAUUCUGGUCGCAUCCCCUGUGCCAUCUCUCUGAGAGAGAGCUCCUGUUGGGGAAUGGGUCAUGCAGGUAUACAGCCCUUUGUAACAAACCAAUAACUGGUUAUUGGUUAUAGAAUAUAACCAUAGCAAUAUUUGUUAAGAAAUUAUAAAAUCCCUUUUUUUUUUAGUUUUGUUCAU